CAGCUCCUCCUCCAGAUCGACAAGCUGUCUUUCGCCUGGCAGAUCAGAGGCUUGGAAAGGUCACCUUUCUCUCCGGUUCUCCUCCCUCAGAUCUAGGCGCCUUGGUUUGGGGAUAGUCCCAGUCCAUCACAAGGCCACAAACCUCCUAGGACAAAAAGAAAAUCAGAACCACAGCAAUUUCUCGACUGGAAAACCUGUACAUUUUCUUUUUUGAACUGCUACAAAGACAUACUUACCAAGGGGACGUAUCUGGGAUAUUUAUUUUUUUCUACUUCUGAUACUGUAUUUAUUCUGGAAUCUGGAUAAUCUGGAGCUCAAUUGGGUACAGCGACUGGAUCUAUGCAGUGAUGGCUGGGAGAUUGGUGGAUUCUCUGGUGGCUUUGGGCUAGAGCCCCUAACAGUGUCCAGGGACGAAUCAGGGUGCUCGUCACCCUCCAGUCGGUCAAACUCUCCUUCUUUCCACAUCCCGGAGCCUCCCCUCACUCCCUCUCCCCUUCCAUCUCCUAUUUCUCCUUGUCUGUCACCAGCAGCAACCAUAGGAGCCGAAUGGCAACCCAAACAGACUCUAGCCGCAUGUUCAGUCUCUCUCACCAUCCGCGAUGGCAACCGGAACACCCAUCCAGAGAACAGAAGACACAGAGGCACCGAACCAAAACCAGAUCUGACAGACCGAAAGCAAAAGUGAAAGUGAAUGCGAACAACUCCCAUCCCAUUGGAACCCAAACAACCAUGGCGAUCCGCAACCACAGCUCUUGGAGCUCCUGGCUGCUGAUGCCGCUGAUAAUGAUCUCCUGCCUGCCCUGUCAAGCCUGGGGCACCACCUUCAAGAUAGCCCUGGUGGGGCCAUGGACAUGUGAUCCCAUGUACUCAAAAGCCCUGCCCGACCUGGCUGCCCGCAUGGCCAUGGACCGUAUCAACAAGGACCCACAUUUAAGCAAAGGCUACUGGUACGACUACGCGCUGGUGCACGAGGAAUGCCAGACAUCGAAGGCUCUAGCACGCUUUGCCGAUCUGGAAAGUUACGGGGCGGUCUUCCUGGGUCCGGCAAACCCCGGCUACUGCUUAUCAGCUGCCCUAAUGACAAAGAACUGGGAUAAGGGGAUCCUGUCGUGGGGGUGUCUGAAGCCGGAUAUGAGCGAGGGGAUGUACCCCGGCUUCCUGCGCCCGAUGCCCCUCACGUCUCAGGUGCUCUUCUCAGUCCUGCGCUUCUUCAAGUGGGCGCACGUCAGCAUCAUCGCCGAGGAAACGGACCUGUGGGAGGCGACGGGGUACGAGCUGGCGUCGUCACUGCGGGACCUCGGCCUGCCCGUGGGAACCGUGUCCAUCAUGGAGCUGGACCAGGACGGCCCUCGCAGGGCACUGCAGAAGAUCAGAGACUCAGACCACUCCAAAGUGAUCAUCAUGUGCAUGCAUUCAGUACUGAUAGGAGGCGAUGCUCAGUACAAGCUGCUGACCACAGCGAUGGACUUGAGGUUGAUCGAUCGGGGCUACAUCUUUAUCCCCUAUGACACCCUGCUCUACUCUCUGCCCUAUACGAACGCAGAGUAUCCCAUCCUCAACGACGACGUCAAGCUGCGGCGCGCCUAUGAUGGAGUGCUCACCGUCACCAUGGACCAGGGAGAGAACAGCUUCUUUGAGGCCUUCAAAGAGGCCCAGACCAACAACGAGGUCCGCACUAGCACACCAGCAGAACAGGUUUCUCCUUUCUUCGGCACCAUCUACAACAUGCUCUACUACACGGCCAUGGCAGCUGAGCAGCAGAGGGAAGCCACCGGGCGCUGGGUGUCGGGCAGCGUGUUGCCGGACGGCGAGGGUGGCUUUGAGUUCGACGGCUUCAACCAGCCCGUGUACGGUGGCACCGGGGGCGAGGGCAUGCAGGUGAAGUUCGUCGUGUUGGACACCGACGGCAAAAGCGGCAGGCUGCAGUCCACACACAUCCUGGACGCGCCGCACACCGCCGGCAAGUUUGGCGGGCUGAAGUAUCUGGGCCGCUCCAUUCACUUUGCCGGGUCCACCCCCAGCCACGACUCCAACUGCUGGUUCAGCCCCUACAUCACUUGCACAGGAGGUAUCAGCGGAGUAACCCUUUUAUUCCUGUUCCUCUUUCUGGUUGCUGUGGGAGGAGGAGGCUUUGCCUAUGUGAAGAAAGGGGGUUUUUCAGGCUUCAGUUUAGGUGGAGGCGGAGGAAAUGGCAAGACAGUUCUCAAUCUGGACGACCUGGUCUUCAUCAACACGGCGCUCAGCCGAAGGAACCUGAACCAAGACAGCAUGGUGAAGAGUCAGCUGGAUGUAAAGACUCCUCGUCACUCUGUAUCCGGCCGAAGCUACAUCACCUCCACCCCUGACUGCUCCAAUGUGGCUGUUUUAGAGGGUGACUGGGUGUGGUUGAAAAAAUGCCCCAGUGCUGGACCAGUCACUAGUGUUACUGAUACUACUCUGACUAUUUUUACACAGUUUACGGACAUUAGGCAUGAGAACUUGAAUCUAUUCCUGGGGCUGUUCUUGGAUCAUGGGAUAUUUGGCGUCGUAACAGAACACUGCACCAGGGGAAGCCUGGAAGACCUCAUCAACAGUGAGGAGAUGCGCCUGGACUGGAUGUUCAAGUCCUCCUUACUGUUGGACCUUGUCAGGGGGAUGAAGUAUCUGCACAACAAAUGCAUCAUCCAUGGACGGCUGAAGUCUCGGAACUGUGUUGUGGAUGGGCGCUUUGUGCUAAAGGUGACAGACUACAGCUUCACAGAAAUCCUCAGGGGCCAGGGAGUCAUGCUGGACGAAGGCUCACCAGAGGAGCUGUUGUGGACUGCACCAGAGAUCCUGCGGGACCCCAGCUUGGCGUGCCCUGGGACGUACCCAGGAGAUGUCUACAGCUUUGCCAUCAUCAUGCAGGAGGUGAUCUCGCGAUGCGCCCCCUUCUGUAUGCUGGACAUGCCUCCGAAAGAGAUUAUAAGCAAGGUGAAGUCCCCCCCUCCACUGUGUCGGCCGGAGGUGUCUUUGGACGAGGCCCCCCUGGAGAUCCUCCAGAUCAUGAAGCAGGCCUGGAGCGAGGAGCCAGAGAAGAGGCCAACGUUUGAGGAGAUCUUCCGGCAUUUUAAGAACGUGAGCAAAGGCAAGAAGACCAACAUCAUCGACUCCAUGCUGCGCAUGUUGGAGCAGUACUCCUCUAACCUGGAGGACCUGAUCAGAGAGCGGACGGAAGAGCUGGAGGUGGAGAGACAGAAGACAGACACACUCCUGGCUCAGAUGUUGCCCAAGUCUGUAGCCCAGGCCCUGAAGACAGGGAAGCCUGUGAAACCAGAGCACUUCGCCUGUGUGACGCUGUACUUCAGUGACAUAGUGGGCUUCGUCACCAUCUCGGCUAUUAGCACGCCUAUCGAGGUGGUCGACCUGCUCAACGACCUCUACACAUGCUUUGAUGCCAUCAUCGCCAUGCACGAUGUGUACAAGGUCGAAACCAUUGGCGAUGCCUACAUGGUGGCGUCAGGUGUACCCAACCGCAACGAUAACCGACAUGCAUCUGAAAUGUGCAACAUGUGUCUGGACAUUCUACACAGUAUUGGGACCUUCCAAAUGAGACACAUGCCUAGUGUCAAGGUCAAGAUUCGCAUUGGCCUGCAUUCAGGCCCUGUCGUGGCAGGGGUGGUGGGCCUCACUAUGCCUAGGUACUGUCUAUUCGGGGACACUGUCAACACAGCCUCUCGAAUGGAAUCCACAUCGUUGCCUUACAGAAUCCAUGUCAACAAGAGCACAUGUGACAUCCUCUUGAGUUUGAAAAUGGGCUUUAAAAUAGAUUCCAGAGGCUUGACAGAACUGAAGGGUAAAGGGGUUGAAGAGACAUUCUGGUUGGUUGGUAAAGAGAGUUUCACCAAGGCACUGCCCAUACCUCCAGACCUUACUCCAGGGGCUAGUACCGUCGGCAUCAGUCUAGACGAGCUUCCACCAGAAAGAAGGCAGCAGUUCCUGGACCGACAGAAGAAAAUGACCUAAAAGCCAGCUGGGUGGUGGCGCCCUCCCUCCUGAAGUGACCGCUGCUGGGAAAGUAGGACAGAGGAGGCGCCUAGGAGUGAGGAGUUGACGGGGCUUUGCUGAAAUGGCCCCGCUGCCCUGGCCCUUGACUGAUCUUUUUCUUUCUCUUUCUUUUGACGCACAAAAAGAGUCUAAGUCUACUGCAGACAACAACAGAAUUACACCUGCAGUCGAGACAAUAGAGGAAAGCAUUGCAAACGGUCCAGCAAUGUAACGCGAUGAGACGGAAGAGCACGGACAGAUGGGUUUCAUAGAGAUUACACAAAGACUUCUGAAAUACAAUCAACUACACUCUGCUUGAGACAAACUCCUUACGGAGCAAGCGGAGAAACGAGAGGCAUCUGGGUGCAUAUAUUUUGUGAUAAAUACUGCAUGCAGUUCUGGAUACUCUCUAGGCAUGACAUAGAUAUAUCCUCCAUCAAAAGACCCAAAAAGUGCUUUUAUAGAAAACAACAGGUUAUAAAGUUAACAUGUAUAGGCUGCAUUUAAAAUAUAUACUGAAAUGUUUCAGUUGUAGUCUUAAAGGCUUACUAGUAUCUUCAAAUGAAAUAGUAGAAAUACUUAGUUGGUCUCGGACCAGCAAUAGUUAUUUUCUGCUCCCUCCUAUUUAAGCCCUAAAAAUGAACAUUGACGAGAUGAACCAAUUGCGUCAAUCAAACCAUAAUCCUAAACGCUUUUAAGUCCCAAUACAUGUGUACACAAAUCCACAGAGGGCAGUGAAACAUCUUUUGCAUUGCAGUUGUUUGAAUGCCAGCUCCCUUUAUGUGAUGGCUAAUUACAUUGUCUAUAGAGGUCAACUUGUCUGUGGACCACUGAAUGACAACUCACACCUGAUUACCUAAAAAUGCUUAAAUCAGUUUGCAUACAUUUCACAAUCAUACAUUAUAUGACAUUUGUGAAACUUUAAAACAAGUGUUAUUUUUUGUCCUGCAGAGAAAGGUAAUUUGAUGCAGUUUACUCUCUCACCUCUUGUUAAUAUUGUGUUAGCUGACCAUGCUUCUUCAUGAAGUAUAUAGAUGGGUUUGUUUAUUACAUUUAUGUACAUGAACUUCAUUUUUUUUUAAGAGCAAAAGGUUGGAAAACACAUUUUCUGUUACAAUGGCAGAAAGAUGUGAAGCAUAGCUGCCACUAAACUGUGUAACUAUACAAUUCAACAUUGUGUUGAAGUCUUUGAUAUCAUUGAGCUAAAGUUCCAGAUCUAUCCUGUUGCACAGGGCACCAUCAGCACAGCAUAGGCAUCUCAGGAGACGGUCCUGCUUGGACCUCUGGUAUGACAUACAUGUUACUGAUACAGAGUCUAUCUUGGUCUCAUAUACAAGGGCAUUGGUGUUAACUACAUCCCCGUUUAAAAUUGUUGUGUCAUUCUUGUUCUUGUGUAAAUAAACAUUUGGUUUAGUAAAAA
Clupea harengus (Atlantic herring) is the source of this 5425-nucleotide messenger RNA. RefSeq names its product guanylate cyclase 2D, retinal (gene gucy2d). The transcript is spliced from 20 exons. NCBI's taxonomy places the organism in Eukaryota, Metazoa, Chordata, Actinopteri, Clupeiformes, Clupeidae. Gene Ontology annotation, molecular function: adenylate cyclase activity; peptide receptor activity; ATP binding. Gene Ontology annotation, biological process: receptor guanylyl cyclase signaling pathway; cGMP biosynthetic process; intracellular signal transduction. Bases 547 to 3984 code for a protein of 1145 amino acids. The record is from RefSeq and is a predicted model, not a curated record. Gene Ontology annotation, cellular component: plasma membrane.